GAUCUUCAGUUUUCUCCACGGUCAGGGAUGCUGACGGGUCAUGUCAAGAGAGGAGGCGAGUGGAACCUAAGUACUCCUGAACUUUUCUUCUCCUGGACGUUAUACUAAAAAUACGAAGAACUUUGCUGCACAAGAGUCGUCUUCAUCCCUUUAUAAGCAACUGAUUAAUUCGUAGUAUUAAAUCGCUUUCGGCGGAUAUCGGCGGUUCAUCAUAAAAUGUUUCCAGAGAGAGGAAGCUUGACUUUUCUCACUGGGGUUUUGAUCGUGACUCUGUCAUGUGAAGCGAGAGGUCCUCCAUGGGUGAGUCGUCAGGUAGAGGACAGACAGACAGCAAAACUGGGCCGCACGGUUCGACUUCCAUGCCCGGUUGAGGGUGACCCCCCUCCGCUGGUCCUGUGGGUGAAGGAUGGGCGGAACGUGAAUCCAGGCUGGAGCCGCUACAAGGUUCUAAAACAGAGUCUGAAGAUCAAAGAAGUGGAACUGGAGGAUGCCGGAGUGUACAUCUGCCGCGUCACCAAUGGAUUUGGCAGCCUCGCCCUCAACUUCACACUCAUUGUAAUUGAUGAUGCAGCUGUGACUCAGAACCAGCCUCUGCCAGACGCUGCAGAACCUAAUGCGGAUCUUACCCUGCAAGACCCCACCGGAGAGCCAUGGGUGAAGCCACGCUUCACUCAGCCCACAAAGAUGCGCAGGCGUGUGCUAGAGCAGCCUGUUGGCAGCUCGGUGCGUCUCAAGUGUCUGGCCAGUGGCAAUCCAACACCGGUCAUUACAUGGUGGAAAGACCAGAGCCAGCUGCCCAACCCUCACCAGAUUAAACGCCCACAGUGGACACUCACUCUGAAGAACCUACAGCCUCAGGACAGUGCCAAAUACACCUGUCACGUCUCUAAUGCAGCUGGCCAUAUCAAUGCUACCUACAAAGUGGAUGUAAUUGAGCGUACCAACUCCAAACCCAUUCUGACAGGUACCCAUCCUGUCAACACGACUGUGGAGUUUGGUGGAACAGCCUCCUUCCAAUGUAAAGUCCACAGUGACGUGAAGCCAGUAAUACAGUGGCUCAAGCGAGUCGACCCAGGCACAGAAGGCCGUUAUAACUCCACGCUGGAGGUAGGAGGCCAACACUUUGUGGUGCUGCCCACCGGGGACGUGUGGUCCAGACCGGACGGUUCCUACCUCAACAAGCUGGCCAUCGUCAAGGCACGUGACGAGGAUGCUGGAAUGUACAUCUGUCUAGGAGCGAAUACCAUGGGCUACAGCUUUCGCAGCGCCUACCUCACCGUUCUCUCAGAUCCCAAGGUGGAUAAGGACGUCAUUCCCCGCCACAUCAGCCCCGGUCUUCCCUGGCCGCUGAUCAUUGGUAUCCCAGCUGCUGCCCUGCUCAUCGUAGGAACCAUCGUGCUCUGGUUGUGCCACACCCGCAGACGCCAGAGCGCUUUGCCUCCCCGACCGACGACCUAUCGAGAACACCACAUUCCAGACAAGGAGCCCAGCACGGCCAGCGGCAUCAACCCUGACCUGCCCAACCAGAGACUAAUGGGAAUGGGGCCCCCAGCUCUCAGCGGUCCGCCAAAGAUUUAUACCAAGGUCUACACAGACAUGCACACUCACACCCACACACACUCCCAUGCACACAUGGAAGGGAAGAUACACCAGCAUUUCCAUUACCAGUGUUAACAGGUUACCAUCAGGUAACCAAUGCUGCUGCCUCUGUUCUCACGAGCUAAGGGCCACCACUCGAGGACCACAACCGUACUGGAGCCCAUUUACCUUGAAAGGUCUCAGGUCAAGGAAAAUGUCUCACACUCAGUAGAGCUGCAGUGGACCUCAGUUUUCCUUUAGGUUCUUUGGAGUUCAAAAUCAACACUGAAUCCAAGCAAGUGCUAACAGUCCAAGAACAAUAAUUGGACCUUUUUGCUAUUCAAAAGCCAAGCAUUACACAAGGAAGUAGAGCGGAGAUAUUUUUUUUAUUUGGAGAAACUGUGAUGAUAUGUGUUAAGCAUACUAGUGGCCCUGUUUACAAUGUGUCACUAAAUUAGCAAAGAUGUGGUGUUUUUCUUUUUCUUGUUCGUUUUUGUUUUUCAACAUUAUAUUGUGAAGAAAUUAAUUAUGCAAUGAAAUGUCAGGGAAAAUUGAUGGAUGACUAAAUGGAAAGGGGGUAAGGGCUUCUGUUUACCAUUAAAAGGUACUUUGUAUGUAUUCAGCUCAACUUUCUAAUAAUUGCAGUAUUAUGUAACGUACACUCUCUCUGUCAAUUCAGUCUCACUGUUUGCUAAUUACAGUCGAGGAAGCUAUUUCAAACACAUUUUGUAUGAUUUCAACUUACAGAUGAGCUGUAAACACGGCAUUUCUAUUUGAUGAUAAUAUACAGUUGAAGUUAAAAGUAUGGAUACACCUUGCAGAAUCUGCAAAAUGUUAAUUAUUUGACCAAAAUAAGAGGGAUCAUAGAAAAUGCAUGUUAUUUUUUAUUUAGUACUGACCUGAACAAGAUAUUUCACAUAAAAGACGUUUACAAUAGAAAAUAAUAGUUGAAUUUAUAAAAAUGACCCUGUUCAAAAGUUUACAUACACUUGAUUCUUAAUACUGUGUUGUUACCUGAAUG
This is a messenger RNA of Labeo rohita (rohu), 2599 nucleotides long. It is a transcript of the gene fgfrl1b, whose product is annotated as fibroblast growth factor receptor like 1b. The transcript has 7 exons. Lineage: Eukaryota; Metazoa; Chordata; Actinopteri; Cypriniformes; Cyprinidae. The coding region runs from base 217 to 1674 and encodes 485 amino acids. The record is from RefSeq and is a predicted model, not a curated record. Gene Ontology annotation, cellular component: plasma membrane. Gene Ontology annotation, molecular function: fibroblast growth factor binding; fibroblast growth factor receptor activity.